AUGGUUCAGGAGGCCUGCUGCGGGGGGCGGUGCGACAAGGCGGCGGAGAAGAAAAUGGCCUGCCACGAAGAAGACGACUGCUGCGGCGCGAGCCACGGGCACGGCGGCUGCUGCGCCCACGAGGAAGAAAGCGCGCCUGUGGAUCUCGAGAGCAUCGUAGACGCCGGCGAAGAAGUCACCGACGGCGACAAAGGCGUUUUCAAAAAGAUUCUUAAGGAGGGCGACGGUCCCACGCCGCAGCCCGGCGAGGAAGUCGUGGUGCACUACACAGGAACGCUCAAGGAUGGAACGAAGUUCGAUUCAUCGCGAGACCGCAACGCUCCGUUCAAGUUCGUCAUCGGCGAAGGACAAGUCAUCCGCGGGUGGGAUGUCGGCGUGAUGAAGAUGAAGCGUGGCGAGCGCGCCAUGCUAACGAUUCAAUCGAACUACGGAUACGGCUCGCGAGGGGCGCCCCCGACUAUUCCCGCCAACUCCGUUUUGAAGUUCGACGUGGAGUUGAUUGACAGCCACCCGAAGCCGAAGAACAAAUGGGAGAUGACCGCCAGCGAGAAGUUGGAGGCGGCGAAUCAGGAGAAGGAGCGAGGCAACGACGCGUUCAAGAAGGGCGCCUUCGCAGAGGCUGCCUCGAACUACCGCGAAGGCCUCGACUUCUUCGACUACGUCGACAACUGGAGCGACGAAGAGCGCGCGCAGCAGAAGCGCCUCGAGCUACCCCUCCGCCUCAACCUCGCCUCCUGCUACAACCGCCUCGGUCAGUACACGGAGGCGAUUGAAGAGACUACGAAGGCCCUCGCCAUCGACAGCGAAAGCAGCAAAGCUUGGUUUCGCCGUGGUGUCGCGCGCAUGGCUGUCGGCCUCCUGGACGAGGCACGCCGCGACUUCGUGCAGGCCGCGAAGCUCGACCCGAAGAACGUUGAGAUUCGUCGCGAGUUGGAGAAGUGCAAGAAGAAGCUGGAGGAUAUCCGGCAGAAGGAGAAAUCGACUUUCGGCAACAUGUUCAAAAAGGUUGACCUGUACACGGAGAAGCAAGGCGUCCGCGACCUCUCCAAGUGCCCCAGGGUGUACAUGGACAUCAAGGUUGGAGACGCGGAGCCGAAGCGAGUCGUGUUCGCCCUAUACAGCGACACAGUUCCCAGGACUGCAGAAAACUUCCGAGCUCUCUGCACAGGCGAGAAGGGGGACGGCAAGAAGGGAAAGCCUCUGUGCUUCAAGAACUCGCUCUUCCACCGCAUUAUUCCGGGCUUCAUGAUGCAAGGAGGCGACUUCACCAACGGCGACGGCACGGGGGGGGAGUCGAUCUACGGACCUCAGUUCGACGACGAGAAAUUCGUGGAUCAGCACACCUGUCGCGGCCAGCUCUCCAUGGCGAACUGCGGCCUCAACACGAACUCUUCGCAGUUUUUCAUCACCUUCGGCCCCGCGCCGCAUCUGGACGGCAAGCACGUCGUCUUCGGUGAAGUCGUCGAAGGCCAGGAUGUCUUGGAGCAGGCCGAGCAUGUUGAGACUGACAAGACGAACGACCGCCCGAAGCAAGACGUCCUGAUCGUGGACUGCGGCGAGUUGAAGGCCUAG
Messenger RNA from Besnoitia besnoiti, 1572 nucleotides. RefSeq names its product peptidyl-prolyl cis-trans isomerase. Lineage: Eukaryota; Apicomplexa; Conoidasida; Eucoccidiorida; Sarcocystidae. The transcript is spliced from 14 exons. The record is from RefSeq and is a predicted model, not a curated record. Gene Ontology annotation, molecular function: protein binding; peptidyl-prolyl cis-trans isomerase activity. The coding region runs from base 1 to 1572 and encodes 523 amino acids. Gene Ontology annotation, biological process: protein folding; protein peptidyl-prolyl isomerization.